AUGCCCAGGGGACAUAAGAGUAAGGCUCGUGCUCGUGAGAAGCGUCGCCUGGUCCAGGAUGAGGCCAAGGGGCUCAAGGAUGCUCACGCCAAGGCAGGAGAGAAAGAGUCACCCUCCUGCUCUAAUCAUGAGUCUGGAGAUGCUGUUGCAAGCACCUCUACUGCUGGCUUCCCUCAGAAGUCUAAAUCUCGGGGUGAGGCACCCACCAGCCCUGAUAUUAAUGGUGGUGCCUACAGAAGAUCUCGUAAAAGUACCAGAGGCCCAAGGGAGGAAAGUACCAGUUGCUCUAGGGUCCCACGCUUCAAUGCGAAUCCACAGAAUGAUAUUCUAACAAGGAAGACAGGAAUCCUGAUGCAGUACCUGCUCUGCAAGUACAAAAUGAAACAGCCAGCGAAUAAGGGAGAAAUGAUAAAAGUUAUCAACAGAAGGUUCAAGGAGCAUUUGCCUGAGAUCCUCAAGAAAGCCUCUGAGCGUAUUCAGCUAGUUUUUGGUCUUGAGGUGAAAGAAAUUAAGCCCAGUGGUGGCUAUUACACCCUUGUUAGCAAGUUAGAUCCCAGUGUUGGUAAUGCUCUGACCACUAGCCUGCCAUUUCCCCAGAAUGGGCUUUUGAUGCCACUUCUUGGUGUGAUCUUCUUAAAUGGCAACCGUGCCUCUGAGGCAGAGAUCUGGGAAUUCCUUAAUAUUUUGGGAAUUUAUGAUGGGAAGGUGCACAUAAUCUUUGGGGAGCCCCGGAAGCUCAUUACUAGAGAUUUGGUUAAGGAAAGGUACCUGGUAUACCAAAAGGAGGCCGGCAGUAAUCCUCCAUCCUUUGAGUUCCUUUGGGGUCCCCGAGCCUAUGCUGAAACUACCAAGAUGAAAAUCCUGGAGUUUUUAGCCAAGGUCAAUGAGACUGUUCCUCAGGCCUUCCCAACUCAUUAUGAGGAGGCUUUGAGAGAUCAGGAAGAGAGAGCCCAAGCUGAAGCUAUAGGCAAUCCUGACACUAGUGCUAAAGAUAAGGCAGAGGCUAAAGUCACACUGGUUGAUUCCCCUUGCAAAGAUCAGGCUGAGUCUAAAGUCACUAGUGCCAAAAAUAAGGCAGAGGCUAAAGUCACACUGGCUAAAGUCACACUGGUUGACUCCCCUUGCAAAGAUCAGGCUGAGUCUAAAGUCACUAGUGCCAAAAAUAAGGCAGAGGCUAAAGUCACACUAGUUGACUCUCCUUGCAAAGAUCAGGCUGAGUCUAAAGUCACACUUGUUGACCCCUCUUGCAAAGAUAAGGCCAAGUCUAAAGUCACACUUGGCUCCUCUCGCAAAUAUAAGGCCAAGUCUAAAGUCACACUUGUUGACUCCUCUUGCAAAGAUAAGGCAGUCUAA
Messenger RNA from Mus pahari (shrew mouse), 1353 nucleotides. Its product is annotated as melanoma-associated antigen B4-like. The record is from RefSeq and is a predicted model, not a curated record. Gene Ontology annotation, cellular component: nucleus. NCBI's taxonomy places the organism in Eukaryota, Metazoa, Chordata, Mammalia, Rodentia, Muridae. Gene Ontology annotation, biological process: negative regulation of transcription by RNA polymerase II. The transcript is spliced from 2 exons. The coding region runs from base 1 to 1353 and encodes 450 amino acids.